Messenger RNA from Annulohypoxylon truncatum, 1327 nucleotides. RefSeq lists its product as uncharacterized. NCBI's taxonomy places the organism in Eukaryota, Fungi, Ascomycota, Sordariomycetes, Xylariales, Hypoxylaceae. The record is from RefSeq and is a predicted model, not a curated record. The transcript has a single exon. The coding region runs from base 100 to 969 and encodes 289 amino acids.
AUUGAAAAGCUCACUUUAACCCCCUUACCUAUAAUUAAAGGGCAUGACCAGCUUGGGCACAUCCUAAGCUCAGUUGAUUUACGACUACUGGAGUCCAAGAUGUUUCAACUGAUCUCCUUAACGUGCCUAUGGCUUGCGGCCGGCAUAUCAGCAGAAUGCAGUCGCGCACUCCUCAAGGACGCGACCGAGCAAUAUGUGUCAGCACAGAGCAGUGGCCAAAUCGACAUCUUCACUGCAUUAGCGAGUAACUUGACGUACACAGAGAACGAGCAACCCUUAGAUAUCAAGACCGGAGUGCUGUCACAGCCCAUAAAGCUCGACCAGAACCUCAGCAUCCACGACACUACGCUCUGCGCCACAUUCACUCAACUAAUCGCCGCUAGCGCGGAACACCCGUACGUCAUAGGCACGAGGAUGCUCCUUACCGACGACAAGAUCACCACGAUUGAGUCGAUUGUCACCGACGACGGAGACUGGCUGUUCAACGCGACGGGGUACUUGCACUGGACCUCGCUCGAGAACUGGGAUCCGAUCCCUGAGGACAAGCGCGAUAGUCGAGAGGUCAUACAAGCCGCGGGGGACGCAUACUUCAACCGAUUCCAAAGCCCCAACGUCAGCGUCCCGUUCGGCUCGCCAUGCGCCCGUCUCGAGGGCGGGGCGUACACAGAUAGUAGCGGCGCCGGGGGAAAUACUUGCAACCUCGGCCUACCCUCGAAUCUCACGGUUAGCAACCGCCGGUACGUCGUUGAUGAGGAGAUGGGAGUGGUAGAUAUCUACCUGGGAUUCCCGGGGCUCGAUCGGACGGUCGUCGAGCAGGCGAUGCCCGACAGUCACGCGUUCAGGGUUGAAGAAGGGAAGAUAAGAUACAUCCAUACCCUUUCAUCGUGUGUGAAUGCUGGGUGCGGAUCUAAUUUCACUAUCAUUCCAACUCAUAAUCGACGAGUUCGUCGCUUGAGCAGAGUAUAUUAGCCCUACAGGUCACGACGUUGUUAGCAGUGUGACUCAGAGGGUGGAUUAUGGUUUACUAAUGCUAAAUACAUAUAAAUUCACAUGGGACCUACGAAAACGACUAGGCGGAUGUUUAUAAAAAAAGAAAGAUGGAAAUGUUUCUGUAUACUUCCAUAAUACUAUCAACCCCUUUAAUUUUCAGGGGUAUGGUGGUUACGUAAUCGACCAACAUUUGAAUAGGUACCCCUAACCCGUAGGUGGUACCUCAUCUCUCCUUAUCUCUUCUUUAGCUUUGAUGGCCUAACUAUGCUCCUAGUCUGAGGGUCUAUAUCCGGUGGUAGCAAGAUAUCUAAUAAAUCAUAAAUCCAAUUUUCAAACG